GAGGAUUAUGAAUAGAAUAGGAUUAAAAGAAUAAAGUAGAAGAAGAAAUGGGCCUGUUGGUUCAGGGCUGGGUGGGCUGCAAGCGUUCAUCCCGCUAUCAAGUUUUGAUAAAUCAAGUCAUUUUCUGCACGAAUCUAACUAGCUAGAAUAAUGUCGUUUCUAUGGGAGAAGAGCCAGACAUGGAGAUGGCUGGUGACGAAGACGAGGGAUUCGAAGCCCUUCUUUCUCACCUUCGCCACCGUGUGCGGCGUCAUUCCAGGGAUUAUUGGCUACUGUGUCAUGCAGGUCACCAGUUCCGGCAACCCUGAGCUCGAAGCCAAGCUUCGCCAAUCCGCCCGCCCCGAAUUAACGAUGAUGAGUAAAGUUAAUCAAGAGAGGCUGGCAGAGUACCUGGGGGAGCUGAAGAGGAAAGAAAAUACAAAUGACAGAUAUGUUGCUGCUUUAAGAGGAGAGACACUGACUAGAAAGCCCUAUGUCAGAAUUCAGCCAGUCCCAGAGCCAAGUAGCCCUGAAGUCCAGGAGAAAAACAAGUGAAUGUUGAGACACCAUUUGCUUCUCAGAUGAUAAAGACAACUCGUUUGUGUUUACCAACUUGUGUUUAUCCUAUGGAAUACCAGUUUUUCCUUGUCUGCUGACUUAUUAGUGUAGCAGUGGAAUUAUAUAAUGCUCAGUCAUUGUAAUAUGAUACUAUUAUAUUUGAACAAAAGCCAGAGAAUGGCUCCAUUUGAUUUGGCUGAGCUUAUAAGUUUCUUAAAACAUUGUAUAAAGUGUUCAGGAGUUAUUGAGAAGUUUUUAGCAUAAA
Salvia miltiorrhiza (redroot sage) is the source of this 802-nucleotide messenger RNA. RefSeq lists its product as uncharacterized. Bases 151 to 534 code for a protein of 127 amino acids. The record is from RefSeq and is a predicted model, not a curated record. The transcript has 2 exons. Lineage: Eukaryota; Viridiplantae; Streptophyta; Magnoliopsida; Lamiales; Lamiaceae.